Helianthus annuus (common sunflower) is the source of this 1916-nucleotide messenger RNA. RefSeq lists its product as uncharacterized. The coding region runs from base 135 to 1646 and encodes 503 amino acids. The transcript has 7 exons. Lineage: Eukaryota; Viridiplantae; Streptophyta; Magnoliopsida; Asterales; Asteraceae. The record is from RefSeq and is a predicted model, not a curated record.
AAAAAGUACAUUCUAAAGUUGGAUCAACAAGUACAACCCAUCAAAACCUCGUGAGUUAGCUCCAUAAACUCGAAACGCUCAACUUUUCAUGUCUGACUCCCAUACUCUAGGGUUACCCUGUUCAAGCAAUUAUCAUGGAAACACCAGAUGAGGUUUUGGUAUGUCAGACUUGUGGUGCUGAAGGUCUCACCAAUGCUUUCAUUUAUUGUGUUAAGUGUCUGAAAUAUGUGAUUCACAGGUACUGCUUAGCUGUAAUGCCAGAGACAUUUGACGAGUUUGUGACGUGGUAUUGUGAAGAUUGCGAACAACCGGUACCAUAUCACUUUACGCCUCCGCCAGAACACGACCCUUCACCGUCCCACAACGACGACCCCCCAAAUUCCGCACUUGUAAAGAAGACAACUCCUCUGAAGAAGAAGAAACAGAUAAAGAAGAAAUCAUUGAAGAAAAGGAAACUUGCUUCUUUGGUAGUAAAGGAAGACGAUAAGUGCGUUCCUCGACGAAAUAAAUUCACUCAGGAUGUGGUUUUGGGGUUGGUAAAACGGGAUCAUAAAUCUUUACCGGUCCAGAAAACGGUUGCCGCAAGUUUACCGGAUAUACAAACAAAAGACGAGGAUCCUUUGCUAGCGAAAAACGAGGCCAGUUGCCCACCGGAGACCGCAAAAUCCAACGCUCAAAAGUGUGCUGAAACGUUAUCAAAUUCUCUACUAAAAGAAGCAUCGGCAAAUUCAGAUCAAAAGUAUGCUGAGUUGGACAACGGUUUCUCAACGAAAGGAAUUGUAAAAAGGAAAAGAGACACAACUCGUGUAGCUGCAAAAACAAAGAAGCAGAAAACCGAAAAGUCAAGCGAGCAUUCGUCAUGCGAGUCUAGUUGUACGGAUGCAACUUUAAAGAAUGAAAAGGAUGUUACUCACACUGAAGAGGGGCUGAAAUGCGGGCCCGAUAAUGACAAGAUGGUUUCCAACUCUUCAUCCAUUGAAAACCAGUUAAACAAGAGUAAUGAGUUUAUUGGUAGCGCUUAUGCUUCUCAAUCAGAUUAUAUGCAGAACGAUAUGCAGUGCAUCAAGAAUCAACCUGCAAGACCUUGGCAGGAUCCAAUAUGGAGGGGAAGUUUCAAUAUUACUCAAACAGAUUACGAUUUGUUUGAAGGGCUUGUCGGUCAUUUAUCAACUAGAGCUUGUGAGAAGGUGAUUGACGAAGCAACUACACUUUCGUCAAUGCUUUCUUUGGAAAUGCAUCCAAAGGCCGAUCUGUGGCCCAAGAGCUUCUUGAAUUCUCCGCCGUCAGAUGGAAGUAUUGCUCUCUACUUUUUUCCAAACGACAGAAAAAACGAAAGGGAUUUCGAGCAGUUGGUCGAUGAUAUGAUAGAUAAAGAUCUUGCAAUGAAAGCCAGUACAAAAAAUGCGGAAAUGUUGAUAUUCACUUCUAAAGUUUUGCCUCAGCCAUUCUGGAGGUUCCAAGGAAACUACUAUCUGUGGGGAGUUUUUAGAGGCAAAAAGAACGAUGUUCCGGUCGCAAACCACAGUGAUAACCGUGUUUUGUCUGCAAAUUCUGGGAAUGAAGUAACAAGUGAAAAGGAAGAUUGCAAAAGGGUGAAAACUAUUGAAUCUCGUAGUCCUCAAAGUCCUUUGUGCAAUUACAGGUAACUGUGGCAUGUACGUGGACCGAGAAACCGAGGAUUCACUAGCAUGAUGUAACGGCAUCAGUUUUUUGGAUGGGGACAACCCCGAUCACAACUUAAUUUAUUAUCAUCAAGAACGCGAAUGUUGAGUUGAAUGAUGGUGAAUUAACAGUAAGUUGGUUUAAAUCUAAAUUGGUUUAGCUUUAAGCUUUAAUCUUGGUGUCUCCUAAAUUUGCAAAACAUCUAUUUUUAUCUGAUUGUGAAUAUUCCUUUUCUCAUGAAGUGUUGUUAUUUA